AGCCCCAAAAGAUAAGAUCAGAAGUCCAAUAAAUCUGAUUCUAGCCCAUUCAUCUUCACCCGCCAAUUUUUGCGGGAAGGAUCGGUUGAGCAAAAUCAUGAAGUUCAGGAUCUGCUUCCGAAAAUUACAAAGUUUAAGUGCUCGUUUGAGAAGCAUGCACAGUUUAGGGACCAAAAUGACGAUUAAUCGUCCAAAACUUCUAUCGUUGACUUAUUUAUUUGCACUAUCCUCCAAAACUUGCUCCCACUUGCUUCGAUCCUUCUCUCAUGGCGGAUGGCGAUGUGCUUCCUCGAAAACUUCAUCUUCCUUCCUUUCUGAAUAUUCCCAAGCAAAGCAAGCCAAUAAUAAUAAAGAAAGACGACGAGACGACCCGGCAUUUCUAGAAAGACUCCUCUCUUUUCUCAUAUAUGGACAGGACUACUGAGAAAAAGGUUUAUGCCUUUUUAGGAGUCAUCGUAUUUUAAGGGAUUUCAAUUGUGUAUUCAGUUCCCCCGGCAAUUUUCCCCGAUUAAUCGCCUGCAGUUACCAUGUGGAUUUACGGUCUCCUCGUUGUUCAACUGUUCAUCUUCCUCUGGCAACUCACCCGCAAACUUAAACCGCCAGUCAACUCUCUCGCGGCAGAGUCAACUCCAUCUUCUUCUUCUUCUUCUUCCGCAAUCUGUGACAAUAAUGGAGCAGCGCCGGUCCCGAUUGUGUACAAGUACGACGUGUUCCUGAGCUUCAGAGGAGCUGACACCCGCUUCAACAUCACCAGCCAUCUCUACGCUGCUCUAAGAGGCCGCAGCAUCAUGAGCUACAUCGACGAUGUUAAUCUCCAGCGAGGGGUGGACAUCGUCGAUUCCCUGUGGGGAGCGAUCGAGCAGUCGCGGAUGGCCGUCAUUGUGUUUUCCGACAACUACGCCGAUUCCGGAUGGUGUUUGGACGAGCUCGUCAAGAUUGCCCAAUGCAGGAAAACCCUAAAUCAAGUGGUCUUGCCGGUCUUCUGCGGCAUGCCUCCCGAGGAUGUUCGAGAUCAGACCGGGAGUUACGGUGUUGCUUUUGCCAAGCACCGUCAGUCGACGGCGUCGCCGGAGAAAGUGAAGAUGUGGAGGGCUGCGUUGCAAGAGGUCGCCGGUAUUCCUGGCUGCGAGUCUCUCAAAAUCAGCACAGAGGCUGAGCUCGUCAAAACAGUGGUUGAAACUGUCCUAGCAACAUUGGAUCAGAUUUCCCCAGUUUCACAGUUCCCUGGUUUGGUUGGAAUCCACACCCGAAUUGACGAUAUUGAAUCCUUGUUGCACCUGGCUUCUGAUUCAGAAACCAGGAUCGUCGGAAUGUGGGGGAUGGGUGGCGUCGGCAAAACCACACUGGCCAGAGCUAUAUACGAUCAGUUCUCGUCCAAAUUCGAAGCCUGUCAUUUCCUUGGUGACUUCAGGCAAGAAUUGGAGAGGCGCUCUGAGCUCGACCUGCAACACGAGCUCUUCUCGGCCCUACUGGGGGACGAUUACAACCAUCACACCGCUGAAAGAAGCACAAAUUUGGCACUAACUUAUGCCAAAAUGCGUCUCACUCGUACCAGGGUUCUUGUAGUUAUCGACGAUGUUGAGAACCCAGUAGCACUGCAUAACUUGUUGGAUAAGCAACCCCGUACUCUGUUUGGUCCUGGGAGUAGGAUCUUGUUGACGAGUAGAGACCACCAGGUUCUUCAGAAUGUAUGUGAUGAAGUCUACGAGGCGAAGGGGCUGAACGACUACGAAUCGCUUCAGCUCUUUGCUUCGAACGCGUUCAAGAAUGCUAUCUCUGACGAAUUCGUGGAGCUGUCAUGGCGAGCCAUAAAGUACCCAUCAGGCAAUCCACUGGCUCUCAUAGUCCUUGCAAAGGCUCUGUUUGGGAGAAGCAAGGAGUACUGGGAAAGCAUAUUGCUGAGGCUUCACAGAGGGGAGCCGAACCAAAAAGUUCAGAACGUGUUAAGGAUAAGUUAUGAUGGUUUGGAUCGUGAUGAGAAGAAUGCCUUCCUAGACGUAGCAUGCUUUUACAAAGGAGAGAGUCGAAGGCAUGUGAAGUCCAUGUUGGAUGGUGCUUAUGGUGAUGGAUCUUCUGAGAAUAUUGUCACGUCGCUUACGGAUAGAGCUCUCAUUGGGAUUGCACAUGAUGGGUUGACGGUUAUGAUGCAUGAUUUGUUGCAGGAGAUGGGUCGUGGGAUUGUGAAACAUGAGUCUGAUGAUCCGGGGCAACGGAGCAGGCUUUGGGAUCAGAAUGAUGUCUACUCUGUGCUUACCAGAAAAGGGGGUACCAAAAGAAUCAAAGGUAUAUCUAUGGAGUUAGGGAAAGGCCAGAUGCAACUGGACUCGGAUGCUUUUGCAGGGAUGAGUCGUCUAAGGGUCAUUAGGUUCUACGUGCCACGCCAUGGUUACGGUGAUUACACUGAGGUGCAGUUACCUGCAGAGGGGCUUCAGUUUCUUUCCAAUCGGUUGACGAGCUUCCAGUGGCCCCAUUUCUCUUCAAAUUCUCUUCCACCAACAUUCCGAGCAGAGAAUCUCAUUGAUCUUCGUAUUCCCUAUAGCAACGUCAAGCAUCUUUGGACUGGCGUCCAGAAUCUUGGGAACUUGAAGUACAUCGAACUCAGCUACUGCAAAAACUUGGUGGAGCUGCCGGACUUAUCACUGGCCAAAAGAAUCGAGGACAUUCAUCUCAUCGGAUGCGAAAGCUUGGUGGAGAUCCCAUCCCACGUCCAACAACUACCGAAUCUAUCCAACUUCAAUGUCUGGAACACCAAGAGCCUCCCUGACCUCCCAACUCAGUUCACAUCCAAAUCAAUCAAUUCCCUCUCCAUCUCCGCUGAGAACUUGCCUGCAGCCGCAAACUACGACCAACUAUACCUCGGCAUCCAUCCAGCAGAAGAACAAGAAGAACAGCUUGAUAUUAAUGCACCCAUACCAAGCAGAGUUCUCGACAUUAGAAACAGCUUGCACAUAACGGACCUCCGUUUGAACGGAACGAUGAUCCAAAGGCUCCCGGCAUCAAUCGAGCUGCUUACCGACCUCGUUCUCCUCGACAUUUCUAACUCUAAGCAUUUACAUUUCGUUUCGACCAACAUCUGCAAGCUGAAGAAGUUGGAGAACCUCGAUCUUUCGGGCUGCAUACGGCUGGAAACUUUUCCGGAGAUUUUAGAGCCCAUGGAAAAGCUGGGCCACUUGUUCCUGGGAGGGACGUCGAUUACAGAGUUGCCGUCUUCGGCGGUUUAUAAUCUGGUGAACAGUACAGCGUUGAAUCUGAAAAACUGUAGAAAGCUUGUUAGGAUUCCUGAAGAUAUUCAGUUCUUUGAUAACUUGACGCUGAUUGACAUAAGGGAUUGCGAGAGGCUUGUAUGUUUGCCGAGGCUGCCGCUGCGAGUGAAGACGUUGAAUGCGGAUGACUGUGUUGCUCUGAACGAGUUUCCGGAUUGUUGGGAUCUGCGGGAUCUUGUGUCUUUGAGACUCGGGAACUGCUUCUUACUUGACCAGGAUGCGAUCAUUGGAUGGAUGGUGAAUGCCUUUGCUGAUGUUCAGAGAAUAGCGGCAGAGAUGUACUUCCCGGGAAGUGAAAUCCCACAUUGCUUCCAGUACAGAAGCAAUGGGUCCGAGGUCACCAUCCAGCUGCCGUGGAACAUGGACGAUUUCCUUUAUGGGAUCAAAGGAAUCGCUUACUGUUUAGUCGUGGAGGAUGAUGGCAGCUGCCCUGUCUCAGAUGACACUGAGGACAUGCGUAUUGGCAAAUAUAGCACCACCAUACCCUCCCUCGAGUGCCAUUGGAGAACAUCUUCGCCACUGCCACUGCCAUCGUCAUCAUCAUCGUCAGCCCGGUUUCGUAACUCAAGGGGGACAUGGUGUCACAAUGCCUUCACCAGGGGUUUUACGCAGUUCAAGUCCAAUCAUCUGUUUGUUACUUACAGGAGCAGAGAUCACGACCGCGAGAUAUUUGAUGCGCGAAAUUUGGGGCGUGAUGUGACGUAUAGUUUUCAGUUUUGUGAUGCUUGGAAGGUGAAGAAAGUCGGGGUGAUGCUGGUGGAGUUUGAUUAUGGUUAUGGUAGUUAUGAUGAUGGUGAUGUUCGCUUCGAUGGUAAGUUGAUGGAUUGGACUGCAGGUGGUGAUGAUGAUCAGCCAUUGGAUUUAGGUAAUGAUUAUGAUGGUAAGCCAUUCUAUUUAGGUGAUGAUUUUAAUGAGCCAUUGUAUUUAGGUGAUGAUUAUGAUGACAGGCCAAUGUAUUUAAGUGAUGAUUAUGAUGAAGAGCCUCUGUAUUUAAGUGAUCGCUAUGAUGAUAAGCCAUUGUAAUUUAGAUUAGUGCUUGUUUGGUUGGUUGGUUGGGGGACGAGUUAUGGUGACAACCCCUUAAGGGGUUGUGGGUUUGACAACCCACUUUAUAUCCAUUAGAUGUAUUAUCUCUCUUGUCUCUCUUGUGUUAUUUUUAAAUUGAAGGUUGAGAUUAAAAGAAGGGUGUUUUU
Messenger RNA from Linum trigynum, 4456 nucleotides. The record is from the annotation of a GenBank genome assembly. NCBI's taxonomy places the organism in Eukaryota, Viridiplantae, Streptophyta, Magnoliopsida, Malpighiales, Linaceae.